Messenger RNA from Didymodactylos carnosus, 1331 nucleotides. The record is from the annotation of a GenBank genome assembly. NCBI's taxonomy places the organism in Eukaryota, Metazoa, Rotifera, Eurotatoria, Philodinida, Philodinidae.
CCCCCCCCCCCCCCCCCCCCCCCGCCCCCCCGCCCCCCCCCCCCCCACACCCCCCCCGGGGGGGGGCACCCUUAAAAAACUGCAGGCUCUUUUUCUUCCAAAAGCUCUCUUUUUUUGAACCUUUAGUUUUUUGCCUGUUUUGCCCUGAAAAACGAACUUUUUCCGAACAAAUUAUGCAUGGUUAGAAUCAGUACGUCGAAUCGCAUCUAUCCAUGUAAUAAAAUCGAAAAAAGAAAAAGCGCUCGAAUUUUGAAUUUCCAGAACCUUACGUUUUAUAUUUUAUUUUUGUAGGUGUACUUGAUAUUGAUUCUUAUCAUUUACCCGAUUGGCCACCACCUAAAACAAAAAAAUCAAAAAAACAAAAAAAAUCAAAAGAUUUAUUAAAACCAUUAGAUGAUGAGACAAGAAGUAAAAGUGCACAUAUAACUACAGCUACAAUAAUAUCGACAAAACCACAAGAUGAAUUUCAAAUUGAAAAAGAUAAAAUAAAACGAACUCGAUCAGCAAGAAAAUAUGAUGAUAAUGGCGAUGCUAUCUUAAAUUCUAUUAUGCAAUUUGUUCCACGAUCAAAUUUAAAAACAUCAAAAAGUAAUAAAUCAAAUAGAUUCAAUCCAAAAACAAUUUUACCAUUCAUAAGAAGACGUCAUUCAACAGCCAUUGAUACAUCAUUGAUCUCUAAGGAUAUGGAUGAUAAAAAAGAUUUAUUUUCAUCAUUAGAUUUUGUAUGUCCUCAAGUUAUUCGUCACUAUUUAUUAUCCGAUUGUUCUCAAAUUGAUACAUCAAUGUGUUCAUGUCGUAUUGAUCAAGUUCCAUUAGUAAAUGAUCUUGAAUUUGAUACAUUUAUUAAUUUAAUUAAACAAAAAAAUCCUAAACAAUUAAUUAUUAUUGGAAUAAUAAAUUCAAAUACUGAAAAAUUUAAUAAAAAUGAUUUAAAUGAAAUAUUUCUUACAUUACAUUAUCAUAUGAAUAAAAUGCGUACAACACCAUGUCGAUUUUGUCUUCAUGAUGAAUAUCGUUGUGUACUAUAUGAUAUUGGACAAACAACAAAAUAUUCAACUCAUAUGGGCCCAUUGCUUAUUGUAAGACAUAAUGUACAACCAGGUUUUGUAUUGAUCUAUCAAAAUGGACAAUUAAUAUUUGGUGAUUAUAUAUUCAAUGGUUAUGGAAGAAAUAUAAAUGAUUUGAAAAAACAAAUACAAUAUAUGAAAACACAACAUAUACAUACAGCAUUACCUGAUCAAUUUAAAUUUUUACUUGAUUUUUAUCCAUCUGGUAGUAAUCGUUCAUCUUGGUCUACUGAAAUUACUGGAAAUACGGUAAAAUCAAAAUAA